This is a messenger RNA of Impatiens glandulifera, 711 nucleotides long. RefSeq lists its product as uncharacterized. Bases 1 to 711 code for a protein of 236 amino acids. NCBI's taxonomy places the organism in Eukaryota, Viridiplantae, Streptophyta, Magnoliopsida, Ericales, Balsaminaceae. The transcript is spliced from 2 exons. The record is from RefSeq and is a predicted model, not a curated record.
AUGGAUCUAUCUCCGGAGAUAUUUCAGAAACAACUACAAGGGAUGACAAUAUUCGAAGAUGAUAUUAUAGUAACAGGUAAUAACUCAAGUUAUAUCCUCAAAAUUAAAAAGUAUCUACAGGAGCAGUUUGAUAUUAAAGACCUUGACACUCUCAAGUAUUUCCUUGGGAUAGAAAUUGCUCAUUCUAAGAAAGAUUUGUUUCUUUCUCAAAGAAAAUAUGUCUUGGACUUAUUAAAAGAAAUUGGUAAGCUUGCUACAAAACCCACAAAGACUCUCAUUGAAACAACUGUUAAAUUAAAUACUGAAGAAGGUACACCUCUUCAUUACAUAAAUAUGUAUCAAAGACUUGUAGGUAAACUUAUCUACUUAACAGUUACUCGUCCCGAUAUAACCUUUGAAGUUAGCAAUGUAAGUCAAUUCAUGCAUGCUCCAAGAACUUCACACCUUUCUGCUGUUUACAGGAUUCGACAUUAUCUUAAAGCUACUACUAGAGUAGGCAUAUGGAUGAAGCGAAAUAACCGCAUUGACGUCAUUGGUUAUACUGAUGCUGAUUGGGCAUACAUCUUUGAUAGAAAGUUCACUACCGGCUUUUGUACAUUCGUUAGAGGAAAUCUAGUGACGUGGAGAAGUAAGAAGCAAAAUACUGUUUCCCGUUCAAGCGCCGAAGCUGAAUAUCGUGCUAUGGCGGCUACUAUCGAAGAACUCAUUUGA